AACUGGACACGCUCUCCUCUUCGCCACCUCUCUCCGUACUUCUUCAGCGUCUCCCUCCCCUCCAACUCGCCCACGACAUCCCACUCACCAUGGCACCCAAAGACUUCGCGGCGGGCAUCGUCGACGAGGUCGCCAAGUUCCCUCGUCCUGCCGAAGUCGAAAAGUUCACAUACGGCACGGCGGGUUUCCGGCUCAAGGGCGACUAUCUCGACCAUGUCAUGUUCGGAAUGGGCCUGCUGGCUGGCCUGCGCUCUCGCAAGCUGAACGGCCAGACCAUUGGCGUUAUGAUCACGGCCUCGCACAACCCGGCCGAAGACAACGGCGUCAAGCUGGUCGAUCCCAUGGGAGAGAUGCUGGAGCAAGAGUGGGAGCAAUGGGCAACAUACAUCGUCAAUGGCAAGACCCCGGAGGAGACCAUGAACGCCUACAGCCAUGUCGUUCAAAAGUUUGGUAUCGAUCAGGAAAAGCCUGCGAGGGUUAUAUACGCUCGGGAUACUCGUCCUUCGGGCAUCCGUCUUGUCAAGGCGCUUCAAGCUGGUCUGAACGUCACGGGCGUGGAGUCCAAGGACUUUGGCAUCCUCACAACGCCUCAACUGCACUACCUCGUUCGUUCCACCAACACCCAGAAUGACAAGAAUCCGUACGGCGAGGUCUCGGAAGCUGGAUACUACAAGAAGCUGGCUGCAGCUUUCAAAGCUGUGAUGAAGAACACAAAAGCGUCCAGCCCUGUGACUGUCGAUUGUGCCAACGGUGUUGGCGCACCAAAGCUCCAAGAAGCGCUGAAGUACUUACCCUCUGAGGACGAGACUGGCUUGAAAAUCACCGUCAAGAACGACCGGAUCGAAGACGCGGCCGUGCUCAAUAAAGACUGCGGUGCCGACUUCGUCAAGACGCAGCAGAAAGUGCCCGCUGGUUUCAACGGCAAGCCGCACGACCGCUGGUGCGCUUUCGAUGGCGACGCUGAUCGCAUCCUUUACUUUUUCAACGAAGAGGGUAGCAUCUUCCGGCUGCUGGAUGGAGACCGUAUCGCGACGCUGGCGGCCUCGUUCCUCGGCGAGCUUGUUGACAAGUGUGGUUUGUCGGACAAAAUCCAGCUUGGAAUCGUACAAACUGCAUACGCGAAUGGAGCCAGCACCAAGUUCAUUGAAGAUCGACUCAAGUUGAAAGCGGAGUUCACGCCCACUGGUGUUAAGCACCUUCACCACGCCGCAGCACGGUACGACAUCGGUGUGUACUUCGAAGCCAACGGCCACGGCACCAUUCUGUUCUCCAACCACGCGAUCAAAACAAUCUACAAGCAGGAACCAGAAUCGCCCGCUCAACUCGAGUCACUUGAGACGCUCCGCGCUUUGACGGAGCUGAUCAACCAGACCGUUGGUGAUGCCAUCUCCGACUUCCUCCUCAUCGAGGCCAUCCUCGCUCACAAAGAAUACACCGUCAAAGAAUGGCUUGCGACAUAUACCGACAUGCCGAACAAGCUCGCCAAGCAAGUUGUGCAGCGUCGUGAUGACUACACGACCGUUCCCGGCACCGCAGAGCAGAAACUAGAGAGCCCACCAGGGCUUCAGGAGCAGAUCGACGCCGAGGUCGCCAAGUACAAGAACGGUCGCUGCUUUGUCCGCGCAUCCGGCACCGAGGAUGCCGUCAGAAUUUACGGCGAGGCCAGCGAAGCCUACGAUGUCGAUCACAUGGUUCACAGUGUCGGAAAUUUGAUCAAAUCUCGAAGUGGUCAAGGUGCUUAGUGCUCGCCGGGGACACUUCUGAUGCCCGAGUUGGGCGAAGUGAAGGAGCCCAUCAUUGUAUCAGAGCAGG
Zymoseptoria tritici IPO323 is the source of this 1812-nucleotide messenger RNA. RefSeq lists its product as uncharacterized. The record is from RefSeq and is a predicted model, not a curated record. The transcript has a single exon. Gene Ontology annotation, molecular function: phosphoacetylglucosamine mutase activity; magnesium ion binding. Gene Ontology annotation, biological process: carbohydrate metabolic process; UDP-N-acetylglucosamine biosynthetic process. The coding region runs from base 90 to 1742 and encodes 550 amino acids. Lineage: Eukaryota; Fungi; Ascomycota; Dothideomycetes; Mycosphaerellales; Mycosphaerellaceae.